CGGAUACGUACCGUGGACUAUUAUACGGAAAGGCUCACUAUUGUCCGUAGGAUGCAAAGCCACUAUUGAUCUCAGUCUGCCUAUUGCUCCUGCACCCUCCCUCUCCCCCUCGCUCCCCAUCACAGACACACACAUACACUCACUCACGCUUCCUACCUCCCAUCAGCAUCCCUGGGCUUUCUUGGACUGCAGCAGAGAAACCGCUGCAUCGAAGAAGACAAGAGGAGAAAAAAAAUAGAAAAAAGAAAAAAGAAAGAAAGAAUUAAUCUAGGCUCGUUGCUCACUACCUCCGUGGCCGUGUAGAGACGCAAAGGAACGGACACUUCAGAGUCUUCGAGUUCGGUUCGAUGCACUAGAAAUUGUAAGCAUUUAUUCAUUUGUCUCACUGAAUAUCAGCAACUAUAAGUUCAUCUCCUCCAUCACCCACGCUUUAGUCUGGAUAACUGUCAUUAAAUGCAACGGUUUCCUCUCCUGAGUGGUUACUGGACUUUGAAUCUUCCCAGUCUGAGAUCAACUGUCUUCUCUUCAGCACUGUCUAGUUACUGCAAUCCAAUGGAAUUAGACACCAUUACUUAAUUGCUAGUCUUCUGGCAGUUGGGUGGUAUUUCAGGGGUAAUAAAUUAGCAUAAAUCUUGCUAAUUUAGGAAUAGAAGAUAGAAAAACAACUAAGUAGCUUAUAUUUAUUGCAUCUGGUGGAAUAAAAGUGGACUAAAGCUGAAUUUAGUGCUUGUUACCCUCGUGCCAAGAUGGAGGAAACGCAUAACAACAGGACUUCCUUGGUCAGAGGUGCCAAGGACAUCGCUAAGGAAGCCAAAAGGCAAGCUGCCAAAAAUUUCAGCAAAGCUGUUGAUCGAGCCUCUGAUGAAUACUCAGCCCAGCGCAGCUACAAUCGUUUCCAAAAUGAGGAUGAAGAAGAGAACAACUACGACAGUUAUACUCAACAAGAUGGUCUUUAUGCCGACAAUGCAACCAAUGAAGAGGACGGGGCCUCUAGUGAUGCCACGGAGGGUCACGAUGAUGAAGAUGAGAUCUAUGAGGGGGAGUACCAAGGAGUGCCUGGAUACAAUGAUGGGAAGCCACGGGAUGGUCAGGUGGCUCUGGGCCAGCCAGUGUCUGACAGCCUAAAGAGCCACAAGGAACUAGAAAAUGAGAGACAAGCAGAUGAGGAAGAGCUCGCCCAGCAGUACGAGUUGAUCAUGCAGGAGUGUGGCCAUGGGAGAUUCCAGUGGCAGCUGUUCUUUGUUCUAGGUCUGGCACUCAUGUCAGAUGGAGUGGAGGUGUUUGUAGUGGGCUUUGUCCUGCCCAGCGCUGAGACAGACAUGUGUGUUCCCAACUCUGGUGCUGGAUGGCUUGGCAGCAUUGUGUAUCUGGGGAUGAUGUUUGGAGCCUUUUUCUGGGGUGGCCUCUCAGACAAAGUGGGCCGCAGACAGUGCCUGCUUAUAUCCAUGUCAGUCAACGGCUUCUUUGCCUUCCUUUCCUCCUUUGUCCAGGGCUACAGUAUGUUCCUCUUCUGCCGCAUGGUGUCUGGCUUCGGGAUCGGUGGAGCAGUACCGAUAGUAUUCUCAUACUUUGCGGAGGUGUUGGCUCGCGAGAAGAGAGGAGAGCAUCUGAGCUGGCUGUGCAUGUUCUGGAUGAUUGGAGGAAUUUAUGCCUCAGCCAUGGCCUGGGCUAUCAUCCCACACUAUGGCUGGAGUUUCAGCAUGGGAUCAGCCUACCAGUUCCACAGCUGGCGAGUGUUUGUGGUGGUGUGUGCGCUGCCCUGUGUCUCUGCUGUGGUAGCUCUCACUUUUAUGCCUGAAAGCCCCCGUUUCUACCUGGAGAUGGGUAAACAUGACGAGGCCUGGAUGGUGCUCAAACACAUCCAUGACACGAACAUGCGUGCCCGCGGAGAGCCAGAGAGAGUCUUCACUGUGAACAGGAUAAAAAUCCCCAAACAGCUGGAUGAGCUGGUAGAGAUGCAGAAUGAGUCAGCCAACCCUGUACUCAAGGUCCUCUUCAAGAUCAGGGCUGAACUUAGAGGAAUCUGGUUGACAUUCAUGAAAUGUUUCAACCACCCAGUGAAAGAAAACACUAUGAAGCUGGCUGCAGUCUGGUUUACUUUGUCCUUUGGGUACUACGGGCUGUCUGUGUGGUUCCCAGAUGUCAUCAAGCACCUUCAAGCUGACGAGUACGCCUCCAGAGUGAAGAUUCAUAACAAUGAACGCAUUGAAGACUUCACUUUCAAUUUCACCCUGGAGAACCAGAUCCACAGAAAUGGGGUCUUUGUAAAUGACAGGUUCAUCAGUAUGAGGUUUAAGGCAGUCACGUUCAUCGACUCAUCUUUUCUCAACUGCUACUUUGAAGAUGUCUCCUCAGUAGGAUCCUUUUUCAGGAACUGUACCUUUGUAGACUCCUUCUUUUACAACACAGAUAUUGAUGACACCAAGCUGACAAAUUCAAGGGUGAUCAACAGCUCUUUUCACCACAACAAGACAGGCUGUCAGAUGACAUUUGAUGACGAUUACAGUGCCUACUGGGUCUAUUUUGUCAACUUCCUGGGAACGUUGGCUGUGCUUCCUGGAAACAUUGUCUCUGCUCUCCUCAUGGACAAAAUAGGACGCCUAAGCAUGUUAGGAGGUUCCAUGGUGCUAUCAGGCAUCAGCUGCUUCUUCCUUUGGUUUGGCACCAGCGAGUCAAUGAUGAUCUUCAUGCUCUGCCUCUACAACGGCCUCAGUAUCUCCGCCUGGAACUCCCUGGAUGUGGUCACCACUGAACUGUACCCAACAGACAGGAGGGGCACAGGAUUUGGCUUCUGUAAUGCUAUGUGUAAGCUGGCAGCGGUGCUGGGCAACCUGAUCUUUGGCUCUCUGGUUGGCAUCACCAAGGCCAUUCCCAUUCUGCUGGCAUCAUCCGUGUUGGUUGGCGGCGGGCUAGUGGGGCUCCGACUGCCAGACACACGUGCCAAUGUCCUCAUGUAAACCUCAGCACAGAACAGUAUGUUGUUUACCAGGUAUUUUCUCAGUUUACUGAAUAGCAACAUAUUUACAGAACGUGAUUUGUUAAAAUAUUUUUGAAAUGCGCUUUGCAGUUUGUUUUUUAUUUACCUUUUUUCCAUACAAUAUGCGGAAUAUGUUCACAAACUCAGAUUCAUGAUGAGUUUUAUUAUUCUGUUAUUUCUGAGAGAAAUACCUGGUAAAUUAGGAUAAUGAAAUGCAGUUUUGCAGAGCAGUAGGUGUACAGAGGAGCUUCUUUUAGAAUAUCAAAUGUUAUGCCAGUGGCUUUUUACCAGAGCUAUUGGCAUUCUUGCUGGAAUUUGGAGGAAAAAAAAAGCUUUUCAGAAGCAAGCUAAAUUUAUCAGCGGUGAUUAAAGUCUUUAUAACAGCAGCUCACUGUAGCUCAGCACUACAGUGGGCAGUUUCACACAUGCAGCCCACAAAUGCAUGUGCCAAAGCUGCAAAAGGCUUGGGCUUCUAGCAACCUUCUCCUUCCGAGUUCCAAUCAGUUGUAUGCUGAUUAAAGGAAAUGUGUGACGUUUUUGUUUACAUGUGCAUUUGAAGCCACCAGCAGCAGCUCAGGUUUGCCAACUGUCAAGCUUUUGGCAUGAGACACUUGCUUUGAGGCUCUACCUUGUGUGGCUCAUGCUGGUCAAUAAUUUGCUUGCCCUUAGUCAGCAAAAGGACACACAGUCCAAAAUAACUGAAGACCUUUCAUGCACAAUGACUGCACAAAAUGCUGAGCACAGGAGUUCAGUUUAUUGCUUGCAGCUGUUUAUAGGAAUCUUCCCAGUGACUUUUUGCUUAAAUUUGUAAAUGUUAUAUAGCCGAAGGAUCCAUAUGAGCAUCUCCAAAAGAGUUAAAGAAAAGAGUUAAAAACAUUCAUGAACAUGACACACAAGUGAUAAAGAUCUGUCAGCACAUUAUGCUCUACUUUUUUCCAGACAGGUAAUGUCACACACAGUCACAGUUUUCAUGCUGUAGUUUAAUUACUUGUUUAGCCUUCUCUGUUAUAGCCAUUAGGACAUUUUUAAUUUACUGUGUGUACAAGUCUCAUCUGUUUUCCAAAGUUUUUAUUUUUAUUCGUUUAUUUAUUGUAGAUAUUGUCCACAGUUGCUUUCUGUAGCAGUCAUCUUUUUCAUGUAUCAAUGAGUGACUGUAACUACGUAUAGGAGCAGUUACCCUCUUGUAAAGGGUUGGGCAAUUAAUUUUCGAAAGGGGCCAAAUUAGAAAUUGAGACUGUUGCGGAUGUCUGCCCAAUGAGUUUAUAAAGAUUUAAAAUUAAAUUGUGAACAUAACUGAGUUCAGCUUAUUUGUGUAAGCCUCCAAAAUAGUCCCCAUUUAUUUAUUGCCCCCUUGGGACAAUUAUUUGCUCAUAUCUCAUGCUAUAGUCAUUACAGUAACUAUGACCAGUAACAAUGAAAACACUUUUAAUGGUAUAAGGUACAGUUAUCAUUGGACAUGGUUAGGAUCUUCAGUGUUCAUUAUAAAAUCAUUAAAUAUCAUAAAUAAACCUAAAGCAAAUUUGUGAUCAACAUAUAGCACCAGGAUGGGGAAGGAGGUAUUGUUUUGAGUCAAAACUUGAAAGUUGGCAAUGUUGGCUUGCUUAAAAAGAAAUUAUUUAUUAAGUAUUUAUAAUUAGACAGGCUGUUUUAUUAUUUAUUUAUUAAUUUCUGUCUUAUUUAUUGCUUUACCAAUGUGCUUUUCUGUUUUUUGGGUGGUGAUUUAUUGUGUUUGAACUUUGCUCCUACAAUUUUCACUCCAUUGAUAAAAUAGGUUGAUGAUACUUAAGCCUUUUGCUGCAUUUUGCAAAAAUGACAAGGCCAUAAAAAUCAAUGAUAUACAUAGUAGUUUAGUCCAAACUGGCAACUUCAGCAGCUACAUUUCUAAAGUGAAAAGAAGUUUACAUUUUCUGCUUUUUACAGUAAGAGACUUUUUUGGGCCUGGAAUCCUUUUGUCUGAAUGCUUCCUCUUUGCAUCUCUCAUGUUGGUAUUGCUUAGUUCACCAUGAAGGGCUUUGCUCUUUCUUUUAAUUUCAUCUGCCAAAAACAAUUUAUACUGUAGGAAACUUCUGUUGGUAUCAAAUUAUGUUUUGAGUCUUUUUCCCCCUCUCUAUCUGUCUCAUUGUCCUGGUUUCUUCAUAGUGUCACUUGGUCUGUCUUGUCACUCUGUUCCUGCCUUGCUGCUGCUCCGUCUGAAACUCAAAGGCCUUUCUCAGAUGUUGUGCCUCUCUUACCGUCAAGCCCACCUCUCCUUCCAAACCUUGCUGGAAGCUUUGCUGCUCUAUCUUGCUUUUUUCAUUCCUAUCUCUUGAUACUGCAGUGAACACACCUGUGUGUGUGUGUAUUUCUCUCUCUCUCUGUAUGUACAGCUGUGAUCAGAAGGUUGCAUACACUCGUCAUGGCCACGAAUAUCAUGGUGAAUUUGGGCUUUUAAUGAUUUCUUUGAAUGGUUCUUUUUUCAGGGUGGAAUGAUUGUACCGCACAUAUCUUCAUUUAUUUUAAAAAUAAGAAUUGGCUACACGAGGUGAAUUUAUUUUAUUGUCAAAUCCACACAGAUUUAUUUACACCCCUGAAAUUGGUUAAAUGACUGUUAACAAUUUGUAUCUCAAUAAACCACUUUAGUAACCAUCAACAAGCUUCUGGCAUAAUUCUAGUUGGACAUUUGACCACUGUUCUUAGCAGAAGUGUCAGGGUUCAUCUAAACUGGUUAGUUGGGAAGACUAUUUCAGAAGAAUAGUGUUAGCAAGCUUAUACUGUUCCAAAACCAGAUUUGAUGUGUGUUUGGGGUCAUUAUGUUGUUGGAACACGUAGUUGUGCCCCAGUUUUAACCACCUAGAUAUUGAUCUCAGCUGUAGUUGAAGAAUUUUGAGGUAAUCUCUCUUUUUUAUUAUUUCAUCCACUGCUCACUCUAUCAGUACACUGGCAGUAAAACCACCCCUGAGGAUUAUGAUGCCACCACCAUGCUUGCCAUUUGGUACAGUGUUCUUGGGUUUGAAAGCCUUGUGUUUACUGCUCCAAACAUACCUCUUGUCAUUGUGGCAAAACAGCUCAGUCUUUGUCUCAUCUGACCAUAAAAAUUUCAAGCUUGAAGGUGUCAGUUUUGGUUCAGGGGUUUUCUUUCUUGGUCCACAACCUCUCAGGCCAUGGUGAUAUAAAACUGGCUUCAAUGUGGACAGUGAUGCAAGUGUUCCAGCAGUUUUGGGUUGAUUUCAGACUUCCUGCACAUUCUAACUUAUUUCUUAACCACAGAAGCUUGUUCGUGGCUAACAAAGGCCUCUAGUUGAGGUAUAACUUGCUAAAAAACGUUUAACCAAAUAUCCAAAACAAAUUCAAACUUGUGCACACAAUUUUUGUGUUUUAAAGGCCUAAAGAAUUGUAUGCUGUACAAUUAUUACAUCCUGGUAAAACAAAGACAGUUCAGAGAACUCUUUAAAAGCCCAACAGAUGACACUGAUGCCUGUGAUGACUAUAUAGAACUUUUUGACUACGACUGUAAGUUUAUUGCAUGUAUAUCUAGACUAACAUAUGUAGACAGAUAUUUUUUUCUAUUUUUUUUCUUAAACCAAGGAACUGAGGUUUUUACAUUUUGAUUUAUAUCAUGAAUUGAAACUAAAAGCCAUGUGUAAAAGGCCAAGUCACUCAAAUUCUAAAAAAAAGAAGAAAACAAAACAAAAAAAAACAAAAAAAUGGUAAGAUUGCAAAUUCAAUUUGUUUCUGAUGCUCACUUAUUUAAGAUUUUAAAGGCUCAUAAGCCUUUGCAGCCUUGCACUAUCAUGCUGGCUAAGCUAGCAUGUGCGUUUCCUGUGCUAGCAUAAAUAUUUUGUAGUGCAGUGCAGACAAGUGCAGUCAAGGGUGGUGUCUUUUGGAGGUGAAUGUCAUAAAAGACAAAAAUAACCAUCUAGCUAAUUAAAGAUAUGGAGAAAAAUAAAUGAACUGCUACUUAAUAAGUAGGAUAUAUCCUCUGGGGAACAUGAACAAUGAGAUAUUUCAGUCUGGACCAAAGAAAUCACUUUGAUCCAAAGUGGACCAACUUUGGGCCUAACUUUGGUUCACCUCUGGUCAUCCCAAAAUCAAGCACUGGGGGGAGUCAACAGUAAAGUUUAUCCUGAAAUGCUAGUUAUUUUUGAAUAAUCCAUGGAAGUCGGAUUCAACAGUAUUUCUUUCCUAAUUUGCAAAGGAAACACAUGUUAUAUAUUUGGAAAUAUUUACAAAUCACACUUUCCAGCACUGUGAGCACCACAGACAAAACUACAGUGACCUCAGAAAGGGAUAUCUAAUAAUAAAAAAAAAAGUUAUUUGUAGAACAUUAUUUUUUGUGACUUAUAUGCUUGAACAACCUCCUGCUUCAGUGCUAAUGAGUUGAUGUUAACACACAUUAGGUCAUUUGUAAAACAUAAACUUGUAGUUUGUUCUGCAUUAGUUCCAUCAUACAAAAAAUCAUUGGAAUUUCAUAAUUUUUGUCAGCUUUGGUGAUACUGUUAUUGAAUGUUAUAUUAUGUUUCUCACAUAUAUCUUAGUUUUGAUGGUAAAGGACCUAUUAUUGACCAAUUAUUUCCUUUUUCUACCAAUAUAAAUGGACUGCAGCUGUUUCAAGAUAUGAAUCUGCUUUCCUGUGUUUGAUGCUUUAUCUCUGUCUGUCCUCGGCCUUGCCUUGUGGCUUCUCCUUCGCUCUUCCACUUGUGCUGAACAAACUUGUUAUACUGUACAUCACAGUUUCCAGACUGAAAUCCUGCAUGUUUGUUAAGUCCCUCUGUUUUGUGUGCUAUAUGCCAUUUUGGUGUCUUUGCUGUUCCUCUGUGGAGGUUAACAGAUGUGAUUCCCGGGUUAAAGGUGAAUGUAUCAUUCUCGUGUGUUGUCAGGUUUGUUGUGGACAGGUGUUCCUUAAACUGAAUUGUUCUUCUGCGUCAUUGUGAAGGGGCAUGCUAGUGAUGAGAUGACUGUAUUUACUACAAACUGACCUCCAGCAGGGGUUGUCAGAUCUGUUUUUCGGGUGAUUUCCAGUUAGAUUAGUCAUUAUUGUCACUGGAGCAGGAAUUAAAGUGCCACCAUUGAGACUUUCAGAUUUGAAAAGCUCUGCUGUCAAACUACAUGUGCAGGUGUGUGUGUAAAGAUAAAAAUCUGACCUUGACAUGAUUUAUUUUGAUAAGGCUGAUAAAAAGCUCUACUGAAUGCAGUGUAAAGGUGGAUUCCUCUGGUAUCUACAUAUUGAAUAAAGAGUUUCAUUUGAGCAGCUGUUGAACUUUCAUUUUUACCAACAGAUGGUGCCAUUCAUACUA
This is a messenger RNA of Neolamprologus brichardi, 8250 nucleotides long. Its product is annotated as synaptic vesicle glycoprotein 2C-like. Gene Ontology annotation, biological process: chemical synaptic transmission; transmembrane transport. NCBI's taxonomy places the organism in Eukaryota, Metazoa, Chordata, Actinopteri, Cichliformes, Cichlidae. The record is from RefSeq and is a predicted model, not a curated record. Gene Ontology annotation, molecular function: transmembrane transporter activity. Gene Ontology annotation, cellular component: synaptic vesicle membrane.